AUGCCAAAAAGACCAUGCAAAAAGAGACUGUUCUCACGUCGCCGGUUCAAAAAACGACUCGGCCCCCCAGAACCUCCACAAGAGGGGAAAUCAGUAGGGGGGCUCCCCACGGUGUCUACACCUAUUAAUAUUGACAUGUUAGAGUUGGAACUGUCCUCUCAUCCAGAUAGGACUUUUGUGGCUUAUCUGUUAGAGGGUUUACGUCAGGGUUUCGACACUGGUGUUAGAGAUAUACCGGAAACAUCUCUUGUAUGUAAAAAUUUAUUAUCUGCUAGGACUCAACCAGACGUGGUGCAGGAACUGAUAGACUCAGAGUUGAAGAAAGGUUUUUUAGCCGGGCCCUUCGAGACCAUACCUUUCCCAGUUUACAGAAUCAAUCCCAUCGGUAUAGCUGAAGGAAAGUAUUCUAAGAAGAAGAGAUUGAUUGUGGAUUUGUCAGCGCCACAUGACGACAAAAAUAACCCCAGCUUGAAUGACCUCAUUGAUAAGAAUGAAUAUUCAUUACAAUAUGUAACUAUUGACCAUGCUAUUAGUGUUAUAAAAUUUUUAGGACAACAUAGCUGGCUGUGUAAAACAGACAUCUCUGAUGCUUUCAAACUUUUACCAAUUCACCCAUCUUUAUGGCCUUUUCAUGGGAUUAUGUGGAGUCAAAAAUAUUAUUUUUAUACAAGACUGGUUUUCGGAAGCAGAUCCAGUCCAAAAAUCUUUGACACCUUGUCAACUGCUAUUUGUUGGAUUUUAAAAAACAGAUAUCAAAUCCAUCAUGUGCUACAUCUAUUGGAUGACUUUCUAACGGUCGAUGCUCCUAAUGACAAUGCUGAAGAUACUAUGGUCAAACUUUUGGAGGUUUUCGAUACACUUAACAUUCCUAUCGCGAAGCACAAAACUAUGGGACCUGCUACAGAUCUGGAAUAUCUGGGGAUAAUUUUGGAUACAGCAAACAUGCAAGCACGUCUUCCAGAGCAAAAGAUAAAUCGUAUUUGUAACUUCCUAGUAGAUUUCAAGGACAGGAAGUCAUGUACUAAGAGAGAGACUUAG
Ylistrum balloti is the source of this 1038-nucleotide messenger RNA. RefSeq lists its product as uncharacterized. The transcript has a single exon. Lineage: Eukaryota; Metazoa; Mollusca; Bivalvia; Pectinida; Pectinidae. The coding region runs from base 1 to 1038 and encodes 345 amino acids. The record is from RefSeq and is a predicted model, not a curated record.